Manis javanica (Malayan pangolin) is the source of this 4953-nucleotide messenger RNA. It is a transcript of the gene TSHB, whose product is annotated as thyroid stimulating hormone subunit beta. Gene Ontology annotation, cellular component: extracellular region; cytoplasm. Gene Ontology annotation, molecular function: hormone activity. Lineage: Eukaryota; Metazoa; Chordata; Mammalia; Pholidota; Manidae. Gene Ontology annotation, biological process: G protein-coupled receptor signaling pathway. The record is from RefSeq and is a predicted model, not a curated record.
AUUCCCUAAUGAAGGCUGAUUGGUAUGCAUGGCUUUCUCUUCCUAUUUACAUUUUGAUUAAAAUACUUUUAUCAGUUGGGUAAUCUGUGUAUUAAAUCCUGUCAAUUACUAAUGGUUAUCUUUGCUGAUAAUAUACUUCUGGGAAAACUUGCAGUAAAUUCAUUUUUGAGUACCUGCAGGGGUAAUUACUCUGUAUAAUUUUAAUUAUUUAAUAUCUACUCCCUCUUGGAUAGUGUCCAACUCACACCUGCCUUAUAGUAUAUUUUGCUCUUUAGAAAAAUAUAUUGUUUUUGUGAAGUUCCUGGAUAGUUCAUAGUGUGAGCAAUUGAUUCUUUUCAUAGUGCAGUAAGGGAUUUGGAGAGAAAAGGUUGGCAAAGGAAUUAGCAGAGCAGAUAGACAUAUGUUCAUUAUUAAUGCUGGUAGUGAAAGCAAAAAAAGAAAAGGUAGAGUAAGGGGCAAAGGAAAGAAUGUGUCUUGGAAUAAGAAAAAGUGUUGAAAAUAUAGACACAGAUAACAGAUGCUUAUGUCACUGAAAAAGGUGCUCAUUAUUAAGGAUCUGAAACCAUGCCCUCUGUGUUUAGGUGCUCAGUAAAUCAUUUAUGAUAUUUUAAAGAGGAAACUAAGUUUCAGAGAUGAGAAUCUAGGAGAAUAAAGGAGAAACUGUGGCAGAUCACAUUGGGAGGUAUUAACACUGAUUUAGAUAGUGUUAUAUUAGUUACAUAGUCUUUCUUCUGUAGCAUUCCAAGUGUGCCCCACAUGUAUUGUUUUAUUCUUUUCAUGAUUUUAGAAGGCAGCACAUAGAAAAAGGCAGAAAGAUAUUAAAUUACUCAGUUACACAUAAUUGUAAUGAAAUCUGGAAGAUUCUGACACUAAUUUGUCACAUAGAAUCACAGUCUAUUCAUGCUGAAAAGAACUUCCGUAUCAUUUUCUGUUUCUAAGCCUUACUUUUAUAGAUGAGGAAAUUGAGGCCCAGAAAGAUUCUAUGUGUGAUGUUUACUAUUGGCAAUAAAGGAGAAAAACAAUUCUUAACUUUCUUUACAUCCACACAGUUAUACAGAUUUUAAUGCUGAUAAUUUAGUACUUUCCCUUUUUCCUUUUGUUAAGAGUUUUGUAAGAGGAACUUCAAAAAACAUAAUGUCCAAAAUGAGUAUGACAACAAUGGGUAAAAGUUCCAAAACUGUUUCAUCUUACAAUUUAUAAAAAGGUCAGUCAUACUUGUCUGUUUCACAGAUGGAAAAAUAAGGCCCAGGUAGAUUAAAUAUUUUAAUUAAUUUCUCAUAGAUCCAUGGGAGAUACUGAAAUAAAAUUCUGUUCCUUAACUCCAGGACCUAUAUUCUCACCACUAGGUCACCACACAAAUAUUGUAUGUAGAAACAUAGAGCUAAAAGUUAAAAUAUGUGAAGUUAAUUAUUUCCUAUGGAAAAGCUUAGUAGCUGGCUAGCUAGAAAGGCAAGAACCAUAUGAUCAUGACAGGUGAGUACUUUUUUUAAUCAUUUAUUAAAUGGAUAUUUUUAAGACCCUACAAAGGAUCCUCUAAUUCUGUGGCUCUGAAAUAAUGGAACCAACUUUGUAUCAUAGAGGGAUCUCAUGUAUUUGUGUAGCACCUGAGUAAACAAGACUCAAAGUGAGGAAUUCUUACAUUUUUGCUCCCUAAUUGAAAUACCAAAAAACCCUCCAAGGAAUACUUGAACAUGAAACAUUUUGUGUUUAUCAGAAAACCAUUCUUAAUGGGUUAUUUCAGUUCCUUGCUAUACGGGAGAAAUAAUUGAUAAUUGUGGGUUUCACAGUCAUAAUUUGGACUCUUUCAGACAACUUAGAACAAUAUGUGUUUUAUUUAAUACUGUUCAUAUUUAUCUCCUCCACUAGGCUGUCAGCCUUUGAGAAAAGUGACCAUAGCUUAUCCAUUUUGCAUCUUGUGCCUGAUUCAAAUGCUCAGUAUAUGUUUAUCUAAUUUAUCUGCAAUUAUUCCAGGAAUAGGAGACUGGUUGGAAUGACCAAGAAUCUCUGGAAGUUGACAUCUAAAAUAAAUCCCUGGUAGUUCAUUGAAUGUGGUUUUCAGUUUUCUUGCAAGUUGAUUGAGGACAAAAAUCUGGUUAACUGAGGCAGAGUCUAAGACAUUUCAGUUUAUAGAGGUUUUAGUGUAGGUAGCUUAAAGAUGUUAUUAGGAUGUAAUUGACAGAUUGAGAUCUUGAUAUAUUUUUGAUGGUUAUAUAAUAAGCAAACAAGUUUGUGCUAAAAGAUAACAAUACUACUUUUAGUAGUGUAUUUUCUUUUCCGACAGUGGUACUUGAAAAGGAAAAAAAUCCAAAUAUACCUAUCUAACUGUACAAUAUUUGUUAAGAUGAAAAAAUCUUAAUCUUUGAAGUGAUCUUCUAUUCAAAAGUCUGAAAUUUGAUCACCCUCUCAGUUGAAAUAAUUAUAACAUUGUCUAGCUCAUUACAAUGUCCAAUUGAUACUGAACAAACUCUCCAUCAUACAGACUCUAUAGAAAUACAUGUUUUACUUCUGUCUGAGACACAGUGGACUUCCAUGUAACCAAAAUUUAUUUUACUUUCCUGGCUAAGCCACAAUGGAUCUGUUCUUGAUUAUAUUACUUGCCUUGUGUCAACCUGUAUUUUUUUUGUCUCCUUAGUCUUUUUAAGAUGAGUUCCAUACAUUAUCUGAGUAAAAUAAUUUUUUUAAUUUGUCUAACUCUAGAUCUUUCAACCUUAAAGGAAUAUUCAAAGGAUUGAGAGGGGGGUUUCUAGAUUUCCAGGUUAGCCCCCUAACACCAAUGGUAAAUUUAGUUGACCUCUUCUGUAUUUUCUCUAGUUCCACCUUGUUUUCCUUGACAGGCAAUGGGUAGAAUUAUAUGCAAGCUUUAUUUGCAUUGAGAUGGUACUGAAGUUUGAUUAUUCAUUUUCUUUGUUUGCCUUUUCUGGUUAUGACCAGCUUGUUGGCCUUUUAAGCUAUUGUACCAAAGUUUUUAGAAAGCUAGUUUUGGGGAAACUGUUACUGAGGCCUGUUAACUAAUUUCUCAUAAUCAUAGAGAAAGGUAUUUGGAUUGUUUCCAUUUAAUGAAUUGUUUAAAAUUUAGUUGACAUAUGUGUCUCUGCCACUUUUCUGUUAUGGUAUUUCAGGCUUGCUAUUUUACUGCCCAGUGGAGAUAAGUUGCAUUUGUAAGCAGGACCUUCACUAUGUGAGCUCUUACAUUAGGAAGUAUGUGGAUCAUGGCCACAUAUAAGGGCAUAAAGAAAGUUUUUAAGAGUACUAUGUAAAAACAUCUAAUAUACGGCUAAGGACAAAGUAGGCAUUCAAUAAAUGUAUAUAGUUAUACACACAUAUAUGUAUGUAUGUAUGUUUAUAUUAUAUUUUUUAGCUCUUUCCAAAUGUCUUUUCUUAAUGUCAUAAAGGAUACAUGUAACAGAUUCUUUAAUUUUAUCUUUGAUUUAGCAUGACUGCUAUCUACCUGAUGUCCAUGCUUUUUGGCCUUGCAUGUGGGCAAGCAAUGUCUUUUUGUAUUCCAACUGAAUAUACGAUGCAUGUUGAAAGGAAAGAAUGUGCUUAUUGCCUAACCAUCAACACCACCAUCUGUGCUGGAUAUUGUAUGACACGGGAUAUCAAUGGCAAGCUGUUUCUUCCCAAAUAUGCUCUGUCCCAGGAUGUUUGUACAUAUAGAGACUUCAUGUAUAAGACUGUAGAAAUACCAGGAUGCCCACCUCAUGUUCCUCCUUAUUUCUCCUACCCUGUAGCUAUAAGCUGUAAGUGUGGCAAAUGUAAUACUGACUAUAGUGACUGCGUACAUGAGGCCAUCAAGACAAACUACUGUAUCAAACCUCAGAAUUCCUAUGUGGUAGGAUUUUCUCUCCAACUUCAAUAGCAAUGUAAUUUGCAAUUCAGUUAAAUGUGUUUACCUGGAAUAAAACUAAUAAAAUAUCAAUAUAUUUCACAGUAUCUUGUGUGCAUUUUGAGUAUGAUUUCAUCCAAACCAGUACAGGCAUAAGAGAGCUUUAGAAGAAAAGGCGAGAAAAGCCUUUUGAGCUCUUAUGUUUUCCACAUGAAAGGGCAGAGUGCAGGUAAAAUGGAGAAUAUGGACAUGAAAUACUAACGAAAGCUAGCCUUGAGUAAGCUCUCUUAACAGAGGACCAUGAUGUUUGUCUUGACAUAGAAAAUUAAUGUGGGAAUGUUACAGAGCCAAAAGGAAAGAGUAAGGUGAUCAGAAGCUGAAGAAGCAUAUGGCAUCAGGGUAUUGCAGAUACCUACCUUCAAAAGGCUAGAAGCAGGACUGUAGUGGAGGUGGAAAUUAAAGAACAUGUGAAAUCUGCCAUAGAGUAGUUUAUUCCAGCCAUUCAAAUGUACAGGAUAAAACUUCACCGAAACUCACUAAAUAGUAUAGUCUAUUCUAAUAAUCUUUCCCUUUAAUUACUCUGAUGGGCCAACUGACUUAGGAAAGUUAUACCCCAAAAGCCUAGAAAAGAGGCCAUGAUCAUUUUACAUGCAGAAGUCUAAAUCCUUUGUAAUCUUUCAAGUAAUAGGAGACAUUUCCCAACAUUUAUACAAAAAGCAACUUGUGCUCUUUUGGCUUUUGAUGUCAUGAAAACCUAGUAUGGUUAUGAUUUUAGGGAUGGGGGAGAAUGCUAAGGGGUUUAAUAGCACAGAAUCAUCCUAAAUUCUAAUCUAAAACUUCACCAAUAUUGAGAUAUUGUUUUCCAGUAAAUGUGCUUGAUAAGUGGCUGUUUGUUUUUCUUUUCCUUCCUUAGGCACUCUUUCAAGAGUUUGAUUUCAACAGAUGUAGGAAGUGAGACAGAUCUAGUGCUCUGCAGAUUUGACCUAAAAAAGACAAUUUAUCCUGAAUUUAUCCAUUUAUUUUCAUCCAAACUGCUACCAUCAGGAUAUAAAUCAGUUAUAUCCAAAUGGAUUGCCUUCAGAAGGAGGAAAUAAGUCAUCUCUGAUGUAUCUCCUCUAGGGUUCUGU